This is a messenger RNA of Cygnus atratus (black swan), 543 nucleotides long. Its product is annotated as histone H1.5-like. Gene Ontology annotation, molecular function: structural constituent of chromatin; DNA binding. The record is from RefSeq and is a predicted model, not a curated record. The coding region runs from base 1 to 543 and encodes 180 amino acids. Lineage: Eukaryota; Metazoa; Chordata; Aves; Anseriformes; Anatidae. The transcript has a single exon. Gene Ontology annotation, biological process: nucleosome assembly. Gene Ontology annotation, cellular component: nucleosome.
AUGCCUCGCGGCAACGCGCUGUCCCAGCCUUCCACCUCCCGGGCGGCCUUAGAGGCGCAGCUGCCGAAGAAGCGGGGGCGGCCGUCGCUGUCGGACCUCAUCCUCCGCGCCGUCUGCGUCUCCACGGCUCGCAAAGGCGCCUCGCUGGCUCUCAUCAAGAAGACGCUGGCCACCGAGGGAUACGAUGUGGUGAGGAACAGCGGCCGCCUCAAGGCGGCGCUCGGCGCUUUGGUCACCAAGGGGCUCCUGCGGCGUGUGACCGGCACGGGCAUCGCCGGCUCGUUCCGUAUCGGUCGCGUCGGUAAGGAGCGCAUGGAGGGAGCCGCGCGGCGCGGGAGGGCGGCCGGCGAAACCCGCCAGCGCCCCGCGGGGAAGACGAAGGGCCCGAGGCGCGCUGUCAAAGCCACCCCGCAGCGGCUGAAGAAGCCGAGAAGACCGCGGGGCAAGGCCGCGGUGGCACCAGCGGAGCCGGCGGCCGAGGGUCCGGAGGCAACCGAGCGCCCGGAGACGGCGGCGGCGGCGGCGGCCGAGGAGGAGCGUUAG